This is a messenger RNA of Phytophthora sojae, 4452 nucleotides long. RefSeq lists its product as hypothetical. The record is from RefSeq and is a predicted model, not a curated record. NCBI's taxonomy places the organism in Eukaryota, Oomycota, Peronosporomycetes, Peronosporales, Peronosporaceae. The transcript has 6 exons. The coding region runs from base 1 to 4452 and encodes 1483 amino acids.
AUGUCUUCUCCAACUUCUCAAUUCGCUAUCUCGAGCACAAGUGGGCCGAGGAAAGCGACUAAAGGAAGGAAACAAGAAACGGAGAGGAAGAGCCAAAUGGACGACGAACACCUGAACGCGGUAUUUCGCUUCAAGCACAAGGCGCCCAGUGAUCGUCAGGACGCGGCGUUGAGCUGGACUUUGAUGGAGCGCUUCGAUACUUUCGUGAACACUCUCGAGGCGACCGAGCUUGGCAACCUCAGCUGUGGUCGCUUGGACCCGCUCGCGGACGAUCGAGUCGUCCCUGCUGCGGCCUUUAGCCGUCAUGAGCUUGAAGUGCUGAAGGAAGAGGUCUGUCGAUGUCUCGCAGCUUCACCGACGGAGAGCCAUCGGCGGGGAGAUGUGUGGUACGAUCCGUGGCUGCCCAUGUACGGCUGUGCCAUCCAACGAACCAAGCUGAGUUCUACUCGGGUGAAGCUGGAGAUUGGUUUUGUCGACGGAUGGGAGCGCGCUCUGCACUUCUUGCCCACCGGAGAGUGCAUCCACAGCUCCGUUCCUAAGACGCAUCGCACUUUGCACGGUGAAGAGCUGGACACGCAGUUGGAGGAGAAAUUCGCGAAAACGUUCGCGUUCGAGCUGCAGGAAGCUCAAAAGCGCUCGAAGUCGGGACGGAGCGCGGCAACAAAUGAGUUGGGACACCAGAAGACGCCGCAGUUCAUUGCUGCGGUGGUGCAUCGCUCCGUUGCAUUGGUCACCGGCCGAGGAGAUGAGAGUUCUUUUGCUCCCAACGGUGGCACUACGGACGUGGGGCAGCACACAGGCGGCCGACCUCGUGACACUUGCUGGGCGCUUGUCAAGGCCGCGAUCGAGAGGAACCUGUGCUGUGGGAGGGGGUUAUUUCGCAAGACUUUGACGUUGUUCAAGCUGAGUUUGAUCCAGUCCGAGAUUGCCAGAGCUGAAGAUGUCUUCUCUACGGACUCGAUCGAUGUCAAGCGUGGCUGCGACUUGGUGGACGACUUGUUCUUCAUGCUGCAAGUCGUUGUUCAGCACGUCAUCGAGCUGUUGGGAGACGGCUACGAUGUCGCGUCACUUCAAGAGCAGUGCGCUGACUCGAGAGCUAGCAUUGAUGGGUUUGUGGGCGCCUUAAACCUCCAGACGGCUAAGCAGUAUGUGCUGCCGGAGUUUACCGCCUUGCAGCAGCUCAACGGAUUGAGCUGUGGUGUCGAGAUUUUGUCGCCGAAACGUGAUAACGAGUCAAGCAGCAGCGAAAGUAUCGAGGACUGUCGACGCCGUGCACUGGUGAACCUGAAGCCAUGCCAAUUCGUUGGCGGAGCUUCCUGCAGUCUCGAUAAUUUGCUCCUCUGGGUGAGAUCCGACAACGCCGCUCCCCAGUCGUACAAGCGCAUUUUGACGCUUCGCACAAUCGAGGCGUUCCUGUUUGCGAGGUCGCCUGCAUUGGUCGACGGCGGGAAUGUUCAACAAGCAGAGGAUGGCGACGAGCUCUUCGUAGCGAACAUGCAGUCGCUCGUCACUCACUACCAGAAAAUCGCAGAUGAGUGGCGCCAACAUCCCCAGCGGACGUCCGUUCUGAGCGCGGAGCAGCGCAGUCGCCAACUGUUGAUGUGGAUCGCGUUCUGCCUCGUUCACCAGAAAUGUCUGCACGAAUUCCCGCUGUGCUCCGAGUAUAACAUCGCUUUGGAAUGGAAGGACCUGAAGGUCGCUGUCCUGAGCGAUCGGGCAGCGGUGGAAGCUCUUCAGCGUGUGGCGCAGUACGUUCGUGGGUGGAAUUUAAAGACUGGAGGGGCUCGGCUGUUCCAUUUGACGGACCAAGAGCCUACCUUUUCCUUUGCGUGGAAGUUUGCCGAAGGUAAUCCCAGCAUGGAAGAGCGCUACAAUCAGGAAGUCGAGGCGUGGAAGGCGCAUGUGCAGAGUGAGUGGAGUGAAAUCGAGGCGAAGAAGGAAAGGGUGGACAACCUCCGUGCCGAUAAGACGCGUCUGAACGAGGACCUACGCUCGCACCACAACGAUCUAGCGCUUGAAGAGGUUCGCUACCGACAGAGCCCUCUCAAGUCGCAACUGCAAGGUGACAUCCAGAGGCUCACCACCUCGCUCCAGCAAACGGAGGCAACGCUACAACGGACCAUUGCUAUACCUCAUUACCUGGUCCGGCCGCUUCCACCAGCGAAGGAAGACGCGUGCAAGAUUCUGUUUAUGCUGACGAUGCCACGCGAUCUCAAGAUUUUGGGCAACUUGUGUCUAACUGCCCAGCGAUCCCUAGCACCACCCAGGCCGACCGCUGAGAUAAAGGAGUUACCAAAGCCUUUCCGGAUGACAAGGUGUUCACUGCGAGCCCACGUAAAAUUCAACCUUCCAAGCUCCUAUGGCCCCAGAACGGUUGACGCCGUGUCGAACCUGAACCAAUACGAGUCGGAAUGUGUCUGGAAUCCGACCUUGCGUGGCACUGCGUGGAUAUGGCGGGACGAAUCUGGAGACGGUGUGAAUCCCUUCGCUGCUACGCCGACGAGCGUGGUGAACAGCUUUAUUGAGAAAUUGUCUGAGCCUUACUCGUGGAUGAAUGCCUGGCCCGGUGGAAACGACACUCGAGGGAAUCUGGUGUAUGUGAACCUGCACCUACUGAGGUAUUGUGAAGCUUUCGAAAAGUCCUCGUUCAUCGCUUUUGGGUCUCUGCGAGCGUACCCAAACCAGCAGUAUCGGAAGCUACUGAUGGCGUUGCUUAACGACGUCUUUCUGUGGUCGAACGCUAGCGUCGGAACAAUCGAUGAGCCCCAGCCGCAGAUACUUGGGAAAACGGAUAUGCAUCACGAUUCGAGAGCGUUUUGCUCCGUAUUCGAACAGGCUGCCAACAGGUUAAAGCAUACCCCACGCAGUUUCGAGAGCGUACCUCUUCUCAGCGAGUUGGCGGGAUAUGCACUCCAGUUCUCCAACGAUGCUCUACCCAUCGUGAAGACUUUCGCAGGAAUGGCAAGGCGCUGGGCGGCAGGUGCGCAAGAAGGCAACGAGAAGGAAUCGGACUUGAAUCGAAUUGCUGAGGCUCGGCAAAAGGAGUGCGUGCUGUAUGGCUACGCGCUCCUGGCGUACUCAUUGGGGCCAUGGGACGAUGAAGCGGCUCGAGAGGUGUGCGAGUUGAUUGUUUGUUUCCGCAAGUCUUUUUUCCUGUGCGCAAGCAUCGACGAGGCGGCUACGACAGACAUACUUCGAGUGGAAAGCAGAGUGACUGAGAUGAUGGCGCGUCGAAUUGAGGAGUUGAUUGCCUACGUGGAAAGGAGCGACGUAGAUGAAGUUCUGACUGGUUUGGUUCGCCUCGUGAGCGAGGCGUGGAUAGUUCUGACCGAUGGGAAUCCUCGUGGAGGGCUUCCUACCGAUAUUAGAGAGCACGUGCGCUUCUUAGAGCUGUUCGGACCGCGCAAUUUUGGGGUGGUUUCAGCUGAAGGCGCGCUUCGAACUUCGCGCGCUUACUGUGGUCGGUUAUAUGACUUCGCCCUUCAUGGUGGUACGGAGCUCUUCGUCCAGGAGCUUACAGCAGACCCCCAAGUGGCAGGAAAGAUCUCGAGUACUCUGCAGUUGUGCUCGGCCAGCUGGAUUGAAGCCCGGUAUCUGGUGCUCGAGCUGCAAGCCAAAUCCGACACGUCACGGCCGGAGGUGCGCAUGCUGCUACCGUUGGGCCCCGUGGUUGACGCUUCUGGAGGAAUGGUUGAUAUCAGUGUUCCCAGUGAAGUAGACGGCCUUGUUAGUGUGGUUUGCUACGACGUUCACCGCCGCCUGAGGACGUUUGAAACCGAGACGAUUGGCGCGAGACUGCAGUUGGCCGCGGUUUGUGUUCGAGCUGGGACGAAUGUACCGAGCAAGCGGCUGCAGAUGACGGGAGCUGAGGCAGCGCUGCAAAUGCUACGAGGCUGUCGCUCCAGCCAGCCAUUUUCAGGCUUUGAGAGGGAAACUUUGGAAACUAUUAGCAAGCUGAGCUACCGGGAGCCUGCGGUGAAGAUGUUGGCUGAAGCGUUGGUGGCAAGUGCUAACAAUUUAUCAUUUCUCUUUGAUGCUGGAGAUGAGGCAGAGACCAAAAGCAGUCCUCACGAGAAAUCAGAAUACGCGGACAUGUGUGUAUCCCCACUUCAACGCAAUCCGCUGCGCACCCAGCUACGAAGCGCAGAGGAGGUCAUUCUUGGACACGUUCAACGCUCGCUAGUUGCUGCUUCUUCUCGUGACGAGGUGUCGGUAAGCUCUCCUCCUGGUGUUGAGAGCUUCGUGAAGACCACUGAAAUCGAGCUUGGGCGCUUUCUAAGCUCUGCGCCAGCACCAAAGUCAACCGCUCAACUCCAGAUAAAACAGGGUGCAGCGAAGGGAAUGAUCAAAGAAAUGCUCGACGAGUUGCGGAUUAGUUGGGACUGCCACCACUCGCAGCCUCAAGCAGCGCUGAACGUGGCUGAUCAAGCAUUUGACGACUCUACUCGAUGA